Messenger RNA from Xiphias gladius (swordfish), 3398 nucleotides. It is a transcript of the gene lpcat1, whose product is annotated as lysophosphatidylcholine acyltransferase 1. The transcript is spliced from 14 exons. The record is from RefSeq and is a predicted model, not a curated record. NCBI's taxonomy places the organism in Eukaryota, Metazoa, Chordata, Actinopteri, Istiophoriformes, Xiphiidae. The coding region runs from base 192 to 1694 and encodes 500 amino acids.
UCCUCCCCGUCCAGCAUCAGUCUCUCCUCUAGCUGGCGGGAGGUGGCGUGAGCGCCGGGGAACUCUGUGUUCAGCGGCACAAAACGGCGAACGCAACGCAACGCAACGCAACGCAACUCAACGUUACGGGGCAUUUUUGGAACCGACUUUUUCUUUCUUCGUUUUCCUUUUUGGGUGUCAGGUCGUCAGCAAUGAAGUGGUCAAACAGUCGUCCCCCCAGAGUGGGUAGAAACCCCUUCGUCCACAAGCUGAAAUUCACCUUGACAGAGAAGAUAAGGAUAGGACUGAUGUCGGUUACAGUGUUUCCCGUGCGGCUGCUGCUGGUGUCCUUCCUCAUGUUGCUGGCGUGGCCCUUCGCCUUCACAGCCUCCCUGGGACGUUCUGAGUUUGCCAUUGAGCCACAAUCAUGGUGGAGGAGGUUUAUAGACCUGUGUUUACGAGUGAUUAUGCGAGCCAUGUGGUUUUGCGGAGGUUUCCACUGGAUCAAAGUGAAAGGGGAACGGGCAGCACCUUCUGAAGUUCCCAUCCUCACUGUAGCACCACACUCCACCUACUUUGAUGCCAUCCCAGUCACCAUGACCAUGUGCUCCAUAGUCACGAAACUGGAAAGCAGGAGCAUUCCCGUCUGGGGAACUCUGAUCAGCUACAUCCGGCCAGUGUUUGUGUUUCGGACAGACCAGGACUCCAGAAAAAAAACUGUAGAGGAAAUUAAGCGGAGAGCACAAUCUGGAGGGGAGUGGCCUCAGAUCAUGAUAUUUCCAGAGGGGACAUGCACCAACAGGUCGGGUCUCAUCUUAUUCAAGGCUGGUGCUUUCAUACCAGGACUUCCAGUGCAACCAGUGGUGCUACGCUACCCAAAUAAACUGGAUACUGUUACAUGGACGUGGCAAGGUCCCGGAGCGUUCAAGAUCCUAUGGCUCACUCUGUGCCAACCUCAUAAUCCCAUGGAGAUCGAGUAUUUGCCUAUUUACACUCCAUCAGAUGAGGAGAAGGAAAACCCUGCCCUGUUUGCCAAUAACGUCAGAAAGCUCAUGGCCAAGGCUUUGGAGCUGCCACUCACAGACCUGUCCUUUGAUGACCGUGAGAUCAGCCUAUCACAGGGCCCACUGUGCAUUUAUGACUACAGCAGCCUGCUGGAGUUUAACCAGCUGGUGUGCCGCUUAGGGCUGAGAGCAGGAACCAGAGACAAGGUGCUCGAGGAGCAGGCCAAGAGAGCCAGAAAGCUGCAGGGAGACAGGCUGGGUUUAGAGGACUUUGCCCAGUUCCUCAACCUGCCAGUUACAGACACACUUUCACAAGUCCACAGCCUCUUUGACCAGCAUGGAGAUGGACAGAUAGACAUCAGACACUUUGUCAUUGCCCUGUCUACUGUUCAUCGACCAUCAAAGUCAAUGGAGACCCUCAGACUGGCCUUCAAGAUGUAUGAGAGUGAGGAGAACGGGGAUAUCCUAGAGGAGGACCUUGCCAACAUCUUGGAAGUAAUGCUGGGAGUGGAUGAGGUGGAACUUUCAGGUCUGUUUUUAGAGCUUGACAGACCUGACACAGAGAAGAUCACAUAUGAUGAACUUCAUCAUUUUAUAGAGCAGCAUCCAUACUUCGUCCAGGACUGCCUCGAUUUUAAAGACCAUCCUCGCAAAUUCUGCCUUGGCCGACCUAAGAGCUGCAAUGGCCAGAACAACGACAAAGAUGACUGAACGGUCGACAUGAGAUAUCCAACCACUCACAUUUACCUUCUAUCUGACAAAACAGCAUUUCCAGAUGCUGCAGCUUGCCUACCACCUCUGUGCCUUUAUGUGCAGUUAGGGAAAGAAUUGAAAGAGAAUAACAAAGGUGUAAGGAAGUGUAGAGAUGGAUCAAUGCAGCACAGGUGAUAGAUGAAAGUUUCUACUCCAUCACUUAUUUCAGUUCUCUUCUGAACUUUUUUUUUUUUUUUUUUGCUUUCCUUUGUUUUUAGUCUUCAUUAUGAUAUAGAGAAACAUGUUUUUUUAUGCUCUGUGAAUACAUAAUUUAUUUUAAAUUUAUUUUCUUAUGUAUGAAGUACAGAUAUUAAAGAAAUUAGCUGAUAAAAGGAGGGGUAAUUUUAGCCCUGUUGUUGACUUGUUGAAGGUUAGCACUUGUUGAUCUCAGGCAAAUACACACUAUUAUGAAGCGCACAUUUCUCUCUCUUGCUACUCCUCCUCUACAUACAUACACGGAAACACUGAAACUUACCUUCGGUCAAAAGGAUCAGAAUAUACAGGACAUAAUGCUGCCAUUCAAUGAUGAUGUUGGGAUGUUAUCGCACCAAACCACAUUAUGUAACAUAAAAUGCCACAGGCAAAAGCAGCCGAAGUUAGCCAAUGAAUCCAGAGAAAUUUCUCCUUAAUUUAAGCAGCUAUCUCACUGCCAUAGAAAUACAGCCCAAGAAACCUCGUGAGAAAUUAAGUUUGGACAGGGAUGAUUGAUGAGGAUCAUGGCCCAUAUUUAUCAAGUGUUUCAGAAUCCCCCCCCAAUGAAUCGCCCUGGAAGUUAACCUGGAACUAAAGCUAGAGCUGACAAUUAUUGAUGAAGCCUUCCAAACUGAUUUUCAACGAGAGGAAAUACGAAGAGUUUGACUUUGCUGAUUUACUACAUUCUCGGCUGCAAGUAUUAUUUAAUAGUAGCAUUUUUUUUAUGUAUGUGGGCAAAUAAUAUAGAUGACUAAGAUAUGUAGGUUAUAUGCAAAACUAUGAUAUCAAAAUAAAUAAAAGGGUUAAAUCUUAUAAUAUUUACUGAUAAUCUAUUUGCAUUAGAAUGCUUCAACUAUUGUUUGUGACGGACCCCAAUCAUGACUAUUCCAAAGCUGCACUUUCCCUGUUGCAGGGAGGUUUUAGGACCUCAGUUUUGAAAAAUGUCAGUCAGGUCCCUAUCAAAUGGCAGCUUCUAACAGGUAAACACACCUCUGGAGCUCUCCUGAUUAAAGGCUGAGAUAGGAGUCAUUCCAUGGGUUAAGACAGUUCAGAAGAGGCUUUUACUCAGUCCUAAAAGUAGAACUGAAGACGCAUCACAAUUUUUGGCCGUUUAUUAGUUAUUUCCUACCCUGAAGGGCUUGAUAAAUACAGGCCCAGGACUGACACUUCAGGGCAGUUGCUGCCUUCUGAAUUUUGAUUGGUGUUUUUAUCCAACUGCAUUUCUUUUACUGGUAGUUUGAGAAAUAAUAUGACUACAUUUUUUGCAAAAUUUUAAAUUCAGUACUGCUUUCCAAAAAUAGUAUUUCUCCUGCUCUCCUGUAUUUCUCUACUGGUUGAAAUAUGAAUCUCAGAUGGUUUAUGCUGGACUGAUGCAUUCUAUACCAUAUUUCUGCAAUGUUCCUCUAAUGUUUAUGUCACAAUAGGGGUCUUGAAUGCAGAAAUCAAAGCUAUUUGCUUUUAUUUAAAAAA